GAUCCUAGAAAAUUUACUCGUAAUCAAGUCGCUAAAAGUCGUCUACUUUCUACAAUGACCUCUAGUUCAUCAUACGGGUUCCCUCUUCCACCUUCACAACCACAAAAGAAGGAAUCUUCAACACAAAUCUAUUUUGAAGGCCGUCCGUUACCAGAUCAUUUAAUAAGCUUUUCUUCACCGAUUGGAAAAGAGCUUUUUAAACAGGCACUUAUUGAGGGCUAUGCAGAAGGUUACCUUAACCUGUCUAGUUGUUUUGCACAUCAAAUGGAUCCCGCUUUUUGCGGGUUAAGCUCUUUAUCAAUAGUCCUAAACGCUUUACAAAUUAAGGGUGCACCUAUAUGGAAAGGUCCGUGGCGCUGGUGGUCCGAUGAACUUUUGAAUUGUUGCACACCUAUAGAAGAAGUUAAGAAAAAUGGUAUCACUUUUUCUCAAUUCGCGUGUUUAGCAAAAUGUCAUUGUGAUGUUAUUGUUAAACGCGCAGAUCGCACAUCAAAGGAAGAAUUCAUUGCGGACUUGAAGAAUGUUUGUUCAAGUUCAGAUGUUUAUAUGGUGAUUUCAUUUUCCAGAGCUGCUAUGAAACAAACUGGUGAUGGUCAUUAUUCACCUAUUGGAGCAUACAAUUCUGAGAAGAAUAUGGCUUUAGUACUAGAUACCGCAAGGUUUAAAUAUCCAUCUUAUUUUGCAUCUGUAGAUUUGUUAUAUGAUUCCAUGUUACCCUUGGAUAAAGAAACAGGUCUUUCACGCGGUUAUUUUCUUCUCUCAUCCAAUCCAUCACACAGGGCAAUUUCACUCUGUAAGCUGUCUUCAGUAGGAAAUGAUCCUGUGGUCAAUUGGACUGCACUUGGCAAGACAUUUUGUAAAGAUAUUCCAGAACGCUUACUAAUAGAAAAACCAAAAACGUUAGAAGAGGUGGCAAGUGUGGUUUUAACUGAUCCAUUUAUAAUAUCUCUUCAACAUGCUUUACGAGCUGAUAUUGAAAAUCUUAAAGAUGAAAUAUCUGAACCUGACGAAAGCCAUACUCUACUCAAUGAUAUUAAAAUGACUGCAUUGUAUCCUAUUGUUCGAUCUAUCUUUCAGAAAAUGCAACAAAAUUCAUCAUUUGAUCAUUCUAGCGAAAAACAAGUUGUUUUUGCUACGCUUUUUCUUCUUUCUUCUCCGUCCAUGUUAUUUAAAAGUUUGGAACCAGAAUUAGCCAAAAAAUUGGAAUUUUACCGUGAUCGUACAAAUAUGUCAUCUACCUUAAAGUAUGAGGUGGAGCGAGUGAAUGAAGAAAUGAAAGAAUUGAUCAUGAACUUUUGCAUUUGUGGGACGGAGAAAGAACCAGGGACGAAUGUUUUUUGUUGCAAUGGAAGUAACUAA
Molecule: messenger RNA, 1359 nt
Organism: Racocetra persica
Lineage: Eukaryota; Fungi; Glomeromycota; Glomeromycetes; Diversisporales; Gigasporaceae
Source: the annotation of a GenBank genome assembly